AUGGGUGGCAGGACUGAAUCACGGGAAGCAUUGGCCGCACUCGUGGCAGCGUUGUUGCUGCUGCUGGGUUUUGUGAGUCCCGUUAUAGGAGACCAAACCGUGGGCACCAAGGUGAUUGUGAACCUCUUCAACAGUUGUAUCAACUGUAGUAGUGGGCAGGCGGAUGGCAUAAACGGUACUGGUCGCUUAUUCAAGGCGGUGGGUGGGUUCUUUAAGAACAAAAGCUUUCCUUUACUUUUAUGUGAUGUUGGAGGUGGUGGAUCCACCGUGCGACUCGUAAACAAAACUGGCAUAUAUACCGUUGCGGGAAAUCUUGCAAAGCGUGGUGACGAAGUUGGUCCUUUAGAGGUUGCUCGUUUUAAUCAUCCCACCUCUGUUGUUGGUGUAAACAAUGAUAUUUACGUGGCGGACAGGGAUAAUGAUUGCAUGAAGCGGAUAGAUGCUGAUGGAAUGGUGACGAAGUUUGCGGCCAAUGAAGUUGAUAAACCGAGUAGUAUUAUUUAUCAUGAACAAGACGGGGCACCGGUUUUAUUUAUUUCGGAUACUGGAAAUUCAAGGAUUAUGUACUCGCAGAUAAGUGUGUCCAACAAUGUAACGGCGAAACUUGUUGGAGGUUUUCAACCUGGUGUGAUGCAAAUAAGCAAGAAGCGGAAUUUCAUGUAUGUCGUGAAGGAGACCUCGUGGAUUGCAGCGGUGGACCUGAAUAGCCUCAGCGAUUCGGAUGGUAACAAGAAGAGCUGGGACAUCGCCAAUAUGAGUUGUCUCGAUUAUGUCGAUGCCUUGAUGUUAACUGAGGACGAGAAUGAGCUCUAUUAUUACGGUGAACCUAACGGCGAGAGCCAUAUCAUGUCCCUUGAAUUGAAUUCCUCUGAAACCGGUCUGUUGUGCCCUAAGAAGGUGAUGGAGUGGAUGCAUGGGCCGAUUGUCUCACUGGUUAAGGUGAAUGGAUGUGAAUAUUAUGCCAUAACCGAAACAGCUGUGUACGCCGUCCGUGAGAAAUGCUAUUCACCAACACCACUACCGCCGGUGACUCCCACGCCAACGCCCGGGUCACCUCCGAGAUCCACAGCUGUGGCCGCCUUUCGCGCUUCCUCGUUCCCAAUGGGAAAUGAUCGGCUCAUGCACGCCCUGUAUUCAUGGAUUAUAAAAGAUGUGGAGGUAGCCUUUCGUACAGAGGACUUCUAUGCUGUGUUCCUUCCACCCGGUGAGAUUAACGUGCCUGGUGGUACAAAUGUUUCGACGUGGACAAACCUUACUGCAAUGAUGAACCUUGAGAAUACCAUCCUUAUUACCAACUACAGGGGCCCCCCCGGCAUGAGCAAGGGACGUGCGCAGAAGCGGCUGUUCUCGUCUCCAUGGACGUGGACCCGGAUGUUCCUUGAAGAAGUGUCGCAGCAAGAGCAGUGGAGUCACCUGUUGCCGCUCUGCAUGGUGAAGUGUGUGGAUGAUUGCCAGCACAUUACCUUAGCUGAGUCCGUAUGCGGAGAUGACUCACGUCUAUCUAGAUGCGACGGUGUGUGUCUCGGUGGUAUCGUUUCCUCCGCACUUCUUGGUGCGGUAGCUAUCGUACUUCUUUUCCUGAUGGUGGUAAGCCCGUACAACGUAAAGUUCGCCUUUGUACGGUUGCCGGCGUUCGAGUGA
Messenger RNA from Trypanosoma brucei brucei TREU927, 1641 nucleotides. Its product is annotated as flagellum-adhesion glycoprotein. NCBI's taxonomy places the organism in Eukaryota, Euglenozoa, Kinetoplastea, Trypanosomatida, Trypanosomatidae. The record is from RefSeq and is a predicted model, not a curated record. The coding region runs from base 1 to 1641 and encodes 546 amino acids. The transcript has a single exon.